AUGCUUGUCAACCAUAGCCAAAAAAAUACCAUCUGCAGUGCCUUAGUGCACAAAUGGGUUGAAGAUGUUUCUCUUAUUCAGGAAAAAAACUUGAAGAACAAGUGCAACGACCUACAACUGUUUUACAAUUCGAGUUCAAAGUUUUCUACCCUGCCAGUGAGGAACACUCAGAAUAAAAAACAACACAACUGCUCAUUAAAAAAAGUGGAAGACGUUUUCAAUAGAUUUAUUGAAACCAAAAACCGUUGUUUGUUAAGUCUUUUAAAGAACUUGAAACCAAAAACAUCUUCUGCCGAACCCAGUGGUGAGGGCUUCUUUCCAUUCAACGACCUGCCAAGUGUAUGCAAAAUGACAGUGUUUUCUUUCCUUAAAGAAACAGAUAAAGGUAAUUGUUUGCAGGUUUGUCAUGAGUGGAAUGAGCUCAUCAAAUCCCAAACAUUGUGGAGGGCAAUUGAUCUAACUUUUAUGAAGAGUUCGCAUCAAAGUUCAUCAAAAUUGAAGUCAUUUUCAAAUUUUCUCGAUCGUGGAAAUCACCAAGUCACAGAUAUUGAACUUGACUUUCAAUUUAUUGUUAACAAUCCUGAAGAAAUGAAACGUUUCUUGGAGUCUGAAAAGUGUAAUUCAGUAAAAUUUAUUACAAUCACCCAGCAGCGAGUACCCGUCGAACAAACACCGGAUGCUGUUUAUAAAAAUCGUAGGGACCAAAGAAAAUCUGCAAAUUUUCUAGAAACUUUCGUUGCUAUGUUUCGAAAUCUUGAAUAUUUAUCAGUGCCAUUUGACUGGGCAAUACAUUCUGUUAAGUCAUUAAGCAAGUUGACCAAUUUAAAGUCUCUAGUAUUAAACAAAUCAUCUACAUUUCAAAACCUAGAACAAUAUGGACUCAAUUACCUUUUAAAUGCUCUGGUAUCAUUAGAGCAGCUUGAUAUCGAAGUGACGUUACCUUCAGGCUAUGGUUUUCAAAAUUUCACGUUCGAGUCAACAUCACUCAAAGUUUUAAACAUUUCCCGAUCGAAAGGCUUACAGGUUGUCGGUCUAAAAACUCCAAACCUGGUCAAGUUGAUUCUGUCAAACAAUCCGUCUUUCAUACCUCUCCUGCCCAACGACACAUCACUGCUCCCAGCUGGCGAGUGUUUACAUUCCAUCGUGAAGCAUGGGGCGCCAAAAUUGUUGAAGAUGAAUGAAGUGGAACUGAAUUACAAUUGGAGGUGCUCACUUAAGGAAGAUGUUAAUCUUUUGUUAAGUUCAUAUUGUAAUUGUGUUAAACAUCUCAAAAAACUAACAUGA
Messenger RNA from Helobdella robusta, 1284 nucleotides. RefSeq lists its product as hypothetical. The transcript has a single exon. Gene Ontology annotation, biological process: SCF-dependent proteasomal ubiquitin-dependent protein catabolic process; protein polyubiquitination. NCBI's taxonomy places the organism in Eukaryota, Metazoa, Annelida, Clitellata, Rhynchobdellida, Glossiphoniidae. The coding region runs from base 1 to 1284 and encodes 427 amino acids. Gene Ontology annotation, cellular component: SCF ubiquitin ligase complex. The record is from RefSeq and is a predicted model, not a curated record. Gene Ontology annotation, molecular function: protein binding.